Messenger RNA from Halteromyces radiatus, 603 nucleotides. Its product is annotated as SET domain-containing 1Bb. Gene Ontology annotation, molecular function: protein binding; histone H3K4 methyltransferase activity. Lineage: Eukaryota; Fungi; Mucoromycota; Mucoromycetes; Mucorales; Cunninghamellaceae. The record is from RefSeq and is a predicted model, not a curated record. Gene Ontology annotation, cellular component: Set1C/COMPASS complex. The coding region runs from base 1 to 603 and encodes 200 amino acids. The transcript has 2 exons.
AUGGACACAAGUCAUCAAGUGGAAUGUGCACGUACACGACCAUAUAAUGAACACAAUGGAUCAUCAUCAACAGUCACCAAAACAAAAGAAGAAGAAGGAGGAGGAAGUUUGGAUAAUGAAAAGAAACGAUAUUGCUUAUCCAUUGCCAACGAUACGAUCAAGUACAAGGAAUUAUGUAAACAAAAAAAACGACUCAAGUUCAACAAAUCACGUAUUCAUGACUGGGGAUUAUUUGCCAUGGAUCCUAUAUUACAACAUGAAUUUGUCAUUGAAUAUCUUGGGGAAAGAAUCCGACAACAAGUGGCCAAUCAUCGUGAACGAGAAUAUGAACAACGUGGAAUAGGUAGUAGUUAUUUAUUUCGCGUGGAUGAUGAUCUAGUCGUGGAUGCAACGGUGAAAGGCAACUUGGCUCGAUAUAUUAAUCAUUGCUGUACCCCCAAUUGUUGUGCGAAGAUUAUCAGAGUGAAUAAAACGAAACGGAUCAUCAUUUAUGCCAAUCGGGAUAUCCAACCUGGGGAAGAAAUAACCUAUGAUUACAAAUUUCCUUUGGAGACCAACAAGAUACCUUGCUCAUGUGGUAGUGACCAGUGUAGAAAAUCGUAA